Molecule: messenger RNA, 5113 nt
Organism: Pseudoliparis swirei
Lineage: Eukaryota; Metazoa; Chordata; Actinopteri; Perciformes; Liparidae
Gene: phka1a
Product: phosphorylase kinase, alpha 1a (muscle)
Exons: 33
Coding region: 209-3952 (1247 amino acids)
Biological process (GO): glycogen metabolic process
Cellular component (GO): phosphorylase kinase complex
Molecular function (GO): calmodulin binding
Source: RefSeq, a predicted model, not a curated record
UAGCUUUAGGUCACGUCUCUGUCGCUGCCGCCGCCGUUGAGCAGUUUCUCCGUGACAGACAGGCAACCGGCAGUUUUCCGAGUCGCCUUUUCUUACAUUUAGAGAACCACCGGAGGAAUAAAAUGACUUUCCCGUCGAGGAUUUAAAGAGUUUGUGGAACUAUUUGAACACUUUGAAGUCCCCCGCCCACCACCAACACCUGUCAAUCAUGAGGAGCAGGAGCAACUCCGGCGUUAAACUGGACAACUAUGCCCGCGUGGUGCAGCAGACCAUCCUCAGACACCAGGACCCGGUGACCGGUCUCCUGCCGGGCAGCGAGGACCAGCCUCACUCGUGGGUCCGGGACAACGUGUACAGCGUCCUGUCCGUCUGGGCCCUCAGUCUGGCCUACAGGAAGAACGCCGACCGGGACGAGGACAAGGCCAAGGCCUACGAGCUGGAGCAGAGUGUGGUGAAGCUGAUGAGAGGAAUCCUUCAGGGCAUCAUGAGGCAGCUGGACAAGGUGGAGAAGUUCAAGUACAGCCGCAGCACGUCCGACUCGCUGCACGCCAAGUACGACACCAGGACCUGCGCUCCGGUUGUCGGGGACGACGAGUGGGGUCACCUGCAGGUCGACGCCACCUCGCUGUUCCUGCUGUUCCUCGCACAGAUGACCGCCUCAGGUCUCCACAUCAUCUACACUCAGGAUGAAGUGGACGUGGUUCAGAACCUGAUGUUCUACAUCGAGACGGCCUACAGAGUCGCCGAUUAUGGGAUGUGGGAGAGAGGAGACAAAACCAACCAGGGCAUCACGGAGAUCAACGCCAGCUCCAUCGGCAUGGCCAAGGCGGCCCUUGAAGCUCUGGACGACCUCAACCUGUUCGGGGCGAAAGGCGGCCCGGGGUCAGUGGUGCACGCCUUGGCUGACGACAUCCAGCACUGCCAGUCCAUCCUCACGUCCAUGCUGCCCAGAGCCUCCAUGUCCAAAGAGGUGGACGCCGGCGUGCUCGCCAUCAUCUCGUACCCGGCCUUCGCGGUCGACGACAUCAGCAUCGUCAACGCCACCAAGGAGGAGAUCAUCUCCAAGCUGCAGGGUCGAUACGGCUGCUGCCGGUUCCUCAGGGACGGACACAGAACUCCCAAAGAGGAUCCAAGCCGACUCUACUACGAGUCGGCCGAGCUGAAGCUGUUCGAGAACAUCGAGUGCGAGUGGCCGCUCUUCUGGACCUACCUCAUCCUGGAUGGCAUCUUCAUCAACAGCCCCGAGCAGGUCCAGGAGUACCAGGAGGCUCUGGAGGGGAUCCUCAUCAAACAGAAGGACGGUCUUCGGCUAGUGCCGGAGCUCUACAGCGUCCCCCCGGACAAGGUGGAGGAGGAGUACCUGAACCCCCACUCGGUGGAGAGGGUCCCGCUGGGUAAAUGUCCCCUGAAGUGGGCCCAGUCGCUGUACAUCCUGGGGAACCUGCUGUCAGAGGGGUUCCUGGCCCCCGGAGAGAUCGACCCCCUCAACCGCCGCUUCUCCACCGUCCCCAAGCCCGACGUGGUGGUCCAGGUGUCGAUCCUGGCCGAGACCGAGGAGAUCAAAGAGCUGCUGCUGCAGAACGGCGUCGCCGCGGAGACCGUCGCCGACAUCCACCCCAUCCACGUGCAGCCCUCCAGGGUGCUGAGCCACAUCUACGCCCGACUCGGUCGUAACCCCAGACUGGGUCUGACGGGCCGGCCCUACCGGAGGAUCGGGGUCCUGGGGACCUCCAAGUUCUACACCAUCAGGAACACCAUCUUCUCCUUCACCCCGCAGUUCGUGGACCACCAGCAGUUCUACUUGGCUCUGGACAACAAGAUGAUCGUUGAGAUGUUGAGGACGGAGAUCGCCUACCUGGCCUCCAGGUGGAGGAUGACCGGCAGGCCCACCGUCACCUUCCCCGUCUCCCAGACCAUGCUGACUGAAGACCACUCGGCUCUGGACCCGACGGUGUUGGCGACUCUGAGGAAGCUGCAGGACGGAUAUUAUGGAGGAGCACGGAUCCAGACUGGGAAGCUGUCUGAGUUCCUGACCACUUCCUGUUUCGCUCACCUGAGCUUCCUGGACGGUAAAGGUUCUGGCAGCGUGGGCCGCCAUGAUGAUGAAGAUGAUGAUGAAGGUGACGGCAAUGGAUAUGUGCACGAGUUACGUUGUGAUGAUGAGGCCGACGACCUCGCCCAGUACCUGGACCACUUGUUGGCCCACGCCGCGCCCAAGAAGCCGCAGCCGGCGGCGCCGGGCGGUCUGAGCCGGUUCAAGGCCGCGGCCUCCAAGACGAAGGACAUGGUGUCCCUGCUGAACAAGGCCCAGGGCCUCGGCGUGCACAACUUCAACAUGUACCUGCCCAACCAGCUGUUCCGCUCGCCGCAGCCGUUCCUGGACCUCAACCUGCCGGGCUCCUCGGCGCCGCCGGGCCCUCGGGCUCCGGAGGCGGCGUCCUCGGCGGGCGGCGGCGUCCCCAGAGACGCCGACGGCGGCGUGGACCACGGGGCGCUGGUCCGGAUGCUGAAGGACACGCAGAGCCUGCAGGCCCAGGCCGACAUCCUCUACAUCCUCUUCAAGGACAAGGGGAUGGACUGGGACACGGGGCUGCAGGGCCCCGGGCUGCAGGGCCCCGGCUGCACGGUGAGGGCCCUGCUGGCCGAGCUCUACGAGCGAGCCGGAGAGCUGAAGCACUGGAGCCUCAUCAGGAGGAUCUCAGGGAUGCUGAGGAAGAAGGUGGAGGAGCUGGACUCGGCUUGCACUGAUUUGCUGGCGCACCAGAAGCACCUGACGGUGGGCCUGCCCCCCGAGCCGAGGGAGAAGACCAUCUCCGCCCCGAUCCCCCCCGACCAGCUGGCCGCCCUCAUCGAGGAGGCCAGCGGCAACAACAUCAGCGUGGCCAUCCUCACCCAGGAGAUCAUGGUCUACCUGGCGAUGUGCAUCCGGACUCAGCCCAGCCUCUUCAGCGAGAUGUUCAGGCUCCGGAUCGGCCUCAUCAUCCAGGUGAUGGCCACCGAGCUCGCCCACUCACUCAACUGCUCAGGGGAGGAGGCCACAGAGAGUCUGAUGAGUCUCAGUCCCUCCGAGCUGAAGAACCUCCUCCACCACAUCCUCAGCGGCAAAGAGUUCGGCGUGCAGCGCAGCGUCAGGGAGCUGGAAGUCGGCAUCAGUCCCGCCAUCUCCAUCCAUCACCUCGGCAACGUGGGCGCCACCAAGAGCGAGAGGGCCGGCAUCAGCAAGCUGAAGAGCGACAUGAAGAUGCUGGAACACAGGUUGUCUUUAACGGAGCCCAGCCAGCUCGACCAAUCACUGGCCUCCGCUCGGCAGCUGACGGACGUUCGGUCUCAGUCGCUCGACGUGGGAACCGUCGACGCCGCGAGGUGCAGGGUGCAGUCCAUAGAGUCUCUGGACAUUCCGGAGUUCCAGCCGGUCGCCACGGAUACGCGACACGGCCAAUGGCUGCGCAGGAGGCGUCUGGACGGUGCGCUGAACCGCGUCCCCGUCGGCUUCUACCAGAAGGUCUGGAGGAUCCUGCAGAAGUGCCACGGUCUGUCCAUCGCGGGCUUCGUCCUCCCGUCCUCGACCACCAGAGAGAUGACGCCGAGCGAGAUCAAGUUCUCGGUGCACGUGGAGACGGUGCUGAACCGCGUGCCGCGGCCCGAGUACCGGCAGCUGCUGGUGGAGGCCAUCCUGGUGCUCAGCCUGCUGGCCGACGUGGACGUGCCGAGCAUCGGCUCCAUCAUCGCCGUGGAGACGGUGGUGCAGCACGCCAACCUCCUGUUCCUGCAGGACCAGAGGGACCUGGGGGCCGAGGAGCACCUGCUGGAGUGUGACCCGUCCACCGGCGUGUGCCUGCUGCUGUACGACAGCGCCCCUAGUGGUCGCUUCGGGAGCAUGACGUACCUCACCAAGGCCGUGGCGGCCUACGUCCAGGACUUCCUGCCCGCCGGGGCGUGCGCGGUGCAGUGAGGCGGCGACGACCCCGUGACCCCCGUGACCCCCGUGACCCCCGUGACCCGGGAGAGGAGGGAGGAACCACUCGGCACACUGCGGGAGCUUCUGGAGAGAUUCUGAGCUCCUGGUUCAUUUUGACUCUUUGUGUCUUUGUGUUUCUGUUUUGUGUCUCUGUGUGUCCUUGUGUGUCUGUGUGUCCUUGUGUGUGUCUGUGUGUUGUUCUCCGUCUGUCUGUCUUUGUGUGUCUUUGUGUGUCUGUGUGUCUUUGUGUCUUUGUGUCUUUGUGUGUGUCUGUGUGUUGUUCUCCGUCUGUCUGUCUUUGUGUGUCUUUGUGUCUCUGUGUGUCCUUGUGUCUGUGUGUGUCUGUGUGUUGUUCUCCAUCUGUCUGUCUUUGUGUGUCUUUGUGUCUCUGUGUGUCCUUGUGUCUGUGUGUGUCUGUGUGUUGUUCUCUGUCUGUCUGUCUUUGUGUGUCUUUGUGUCUCUGUGUGUCCUUGUGUCUGUGUGUGUCUGUGUGUUGUUCUCCGUCUGUCGGUCUUUGUGUGUCUUUGUGUCUCUGUGUGUCCUUGUGUCUGUGUGUUGUUCUCCGUCUGUCUGUCUUUGUGUGUCUUUGUGUCUCUGUGUGUCCUUGUGUCUGUGUGUGUCUGUGUGUUGUUCUCCGUCUGUCGGUCCUCCAUCAGGGGAACAGAGGUGACGACGUGAUGACAUCAUCAGGCUUCUGAUAUUUGUUGAAUCUUUUGUUGGUUUUGGUCUUAUUUGGAUUUGUUGUCCACAAUAAAACAAUAAUAACAAUAAUCUAGAAACUCCUUAAAGUAGAAAAUAUAUGAAGAAUAAUAAUGAGACGAAAUCUACUGACUAUUUAUUCUACAGCUCUGAGAUUUAAAAAAGCUUAAAGAGAAGAAGAGUCUUAAAGAGGGCGUGUGUGUGAGAGUGUGUGUUUUUAACUAUGCAAAAAUAACAGACUUAAAGGUUGUGUAAAAAACUACUUAUUAUUGUAACACAAAGAACUUUUAUUGUGGUAAUGAAAUAAAGGAAAUGAAUUCACUUCCAUCGGCGAAACUAACCGUUUGUUUUGUUGUUUACAGUAAAACUUAUAUAUAUAUUUACUCAUAUUUCACAGUUUGAUGCACAGAGUCGUACGAAGCAGCAACGAUUCUGUAAUAAAACUGAUAAAACACA